This is a messenger RNA of Sander lucioperca (pikeperch), 1394 nucleotides long. It is a transcript of the gene tnnc1a, whose product is annotated as troponin C type 1a (slow). Gene Ontology annotation, cellular component: myosin II complex. Lineage: Eukaryota; Metazoa; Chordata; Actinopteri; Perciformes; Percidae. Gene Ontology annotation, molecular function: calcium ion binding. The transcript has 6 exons. The record is from RefSeq and is a predicted model, not a curated record. Bases 232 to 717 code for a protein of 161 amino acids.
GUGAUUGUGACAGAUUGGCCAAAUGACACACAUACACAAACACACAUUGAUGGACACACGGGUAGGCACAAACAGAGGGGAGGCUGGUCCGCCCGGGGAAGGACCAGACAGAGACAGGCUCCAGCUAUAAAACCCUCCCAGGAUGGGGCCAGUGUCCUGCUCUGAGCUGGACAGUACCUCCUUCCUCUGUGCCAGGACGCCACCAGGACAGGCAGCAGACGAGCCUCCAACAUGAACGACAUCUACAAGGCAGCGGUUGAGCAGCUGACAGAAGAACAGAAAAAUGAGUUCAAGGCCGCCUUUGACAUCUUCGUACAAGAUGCAGAGGAUGGCUGCAUCAGCACCAAGGAGCUGGGGAAGGUGAUGCGGAUGUUAGGCCAGAACCCCACACCAGAGGAGCUGCAGGAGAUGAUUGAUGAGGUGGAUGAAGACGGGAGUGGGACGGUGGACUUUGACGAGUUCUUGGUCAUGAUGGUAAGGUGCAUGAAGGACGACAGCAAAGGGAAGUCAGAGGAAGAACUGGCAGAGCUGUUUCGCAUGUUUGACAAGAACGCAGAUGGUUACAUUGACCUGGACGAGCUGAAAAUGAUGCUGGAAUCUACAGGAGAGGCAAUUACUGAGGACGACAUUGAGGAGCUGAUGAAAGACGGGGACAAGAACAACGACGGCAAAAUUGACUACGAUGAGUUUUUGGAGUUCAUGAAAGGAGUGGAGUAAUCCUGAGCAAGAGAAGAUCCAGAGUGUUAUUUUUGUAUUUCUCUGUGACUCCAUGGUCAUCUGUGGAAAACUGGAAGCUCAAUUGGAUGCCGCUGAUAGAAACAAUGGAACGACUUUGCAAGAUUCAGUCAAAUACUGUAGGUGAAUGUUUCUGUAGUUUUCUACCAUCUCUUGCAUCGUUGUAAAUACAGUUUGUAACUACUUUUGGUGCCCAUGUAUACAGAAUUUGUGUAAAUGUAUCCAAAUUACUUGUAUUUUCUAUAGAGGCCACAUAGUGUACCAGUUUGGCUGCUCGAAAUAUCAACUUUGUGUUUGUUUCUGACUAAAUCUUAACAUUAAAGUGCCACAGCCAGUUUACAAAUCGUCUUACUGAGAGGCUGAUGUUGUUUAGCUGGGCAGAAAAUGUAUGUGUGCACAAAGCAGAACAUAUCCAUGACUCAACAUAGUUUUACACCAGGCUCUGGUAGACUUAUACUUUUAGAGCAAUGUACUGGAUCCAGUUUGUAUACUGUACGUGUUCUGAUGUACACAUUGUGUACAUUACUGUAUGUUUUAGAUACCCUUAGGACUUCUUAUCCCCCUCUCAUGCUCCUGGAACUCCUGCAUAUUUCUACACGAAAAGUCAGUUUGGAAUGUGCGACCAUGUAAUAAACAAGAUGCAUUUGUCAGAGCAGUCA